Messenger RNA from Brassica oleracea var. oleracea, 1159 nucleotides. Its product is annotated as ELMO domain-containing protein C. The transcript is spliced from 10 exons. The coding region runs from base 1 to 915 and encodes 304 amino acids. The record is from RefSeq and is a predicted model, not a curated record. Lineage: Eukaryota; Viridiplantae; Streptophyta; Magnoliopsida; Brassicales; Brassicaceae.
AUGAGAGUGGGUUCAUUUGUUUUCCGUUAUGAAGUUUCGUUAGCGAUUGAAUCGCACGCGCAUUAUUCAAAUAAACUAAAACUGAAACGGCCGAAUCUCUCGGUUGAUUUCGCCGUCCGAUACGCUCAAUCGCCGCCGAAACUCCGGACGGCGACACCCCGGAGAUCUAUAAACUCCGAUCGGAGGCCGGUUUGCUCGUUCGCGGCGAGGAGGAGGUUCGUUCGUGGCCGUGAGGAGGAUUUCUCAAAGUCUGGAACGAGGAAACGUUUACGAUUCGUCUUCAUCUGCGUGGUUACACCUGCUCAGGAGGAAUGCUUGCAGAGGUUGCAGAACCGCAUGGAAGUAGCUUAUGACACCUCAAUUCCUCAGCAUCAGGAAGCUCUGAAGGGUCUUUGGAAACUUUCUUUUCCUGAAGAAGAGCUACACGCAAUUGUAUCUGAGCAGUGGAAGGAAAUGGGUUGGCAGGGGAAAGAUCCAUCCACUGAUUUUAGGGGUGGUGGUUUCAUAUCUCUUGAAAACUUAUUGUACUUCGCUAAGAGAUUCCCGAAAUCCUUCCAGGACCUUCUGCGGAAGCAGGUUGGGGAUCGAUCUGUAUGGGAAUACCCGUUUGCCGUUGCUGGCAUCAAUAUUACGUUCAUGCUUAUCCAGAUGCUUGGCCUUGAAACAGUGAAACCACCAAGUAUUGUUGGCGAAACAUUUUUGAGAUUUCUUUCGGUGAAUGAAUCUGCGUUUGACAUUCUUUAUUGCAUUGCCUUCAAGCUAAUGGAUCAUCAAUGGCUCUCCAUGCGUGCUUCGUACAUGGAAUUUAACACGGUAAUGAAAUCGACAAGGAGGCAAUUGGAGAGAGAGAUAAUGGUUGAAGACAUAACAUAUAUUGAAGAUAUGCCAUCAUACAGCCUCCUUCUCAGUCAAUAAAAUACCAAACAGCUUAUGAGAGACUACUACUGUGUAAGUAGAAAGAUCUAACAGUUAGACCUCAAGAAACUCUAUACAAAGCCUAAAACAACAAACAGAACAGACAAGCAUAAAAAAAGGCAAAGUCUCUAUCUACACUUCUGGUAUUUCAUUUAUCAUAGUUAGUGACGGAAAGGUCUGUGAUUUCAUUUAAGAAGACAAGGUCUGUGAUUUCUUGAAACAGAAGUUAAGGUUUUGUUUCGUA